Alosa alosa (allis shad) is the source of this 2896-nucleotide messenger RNA. RefSeq lists its product as uncharacterized. Gene Ontology annotation, cellular component: nucleus. The transcript is spliced from 3 exons. NCBI's taxonomy places the organism in Eukaryota, Metazoa, Chordata, Actinopteri, Clupeiformes, Clupeidae. Bases 713 to 1492 code for a protein of 259 amino acids. The record is from RefSeq and is a predicted model, not a curated record.
AUCAAAUGUGUCUCUUAAUUUUUUUAUCUUGAGCACCAGACGUGUUAUUAGAACAGAAUCUCUACAUGGAUUUCAGUCACACAUUGAAAGUGUUGUCACCUUAUCCUUUCUAGCACGUACUUUCACAGUGUAGUUGUCCAUGAUGCUUAGGUUUGUUAACAUUAGGCAGACCUGUAAACAGUAGCAUAACGUUAAGUUAGCUAACGUUAACGCUAGUUAAAAAUAACUAUUCGUUCUCUGGUUCACUGACUGUUUUGUAACGUUACACCUAACAUGGCCUAAUUGCGUGAAAGUAUUCAGAUUAAAAGCCCGAGCAAUUUAAGCACUGAGGGAACUAGCACUACAGAAGAUUUGUAGCAUUCUGUAACGUUAACUUCUCAGACUUGGGAAGAUACCAGCAGACUGUCGGAUCAUUCAUGAAAGGGACAAACUGAUAUAUCAAGGAUAAGGAGAAACGCAGCAAAGCAGUAUAAGGCGCUACCCAUAAUUACAUGGUCUAGAGUUUGAAACGUAUGAACCAUCAUGUGGCUGCAGUGUCACCUUUGACCUGUGCAUAUUGAAUAGGCUGCCUAGUCUACGUGGUUCUAAACAGACGAUUUAAACGAUCGUGCUAGAAAGGCAACUCUCAUACAUGCAAUUUUGCAGAAGACCUUUAUAAUGCAUAUCAGAUAACAAUAAAACGUGUGGCGUGUAAACAAAAGCCGUAGGGAAGAUGGAAGAUCAUCACCCUAAGAGAAAGCGCCGCCCCAAAUUCACAGAUGACGAGCUGUUUGCUCUGGUGUCUGCUGUGUCUGAAAAUCAAGAUGUUUUGUUUGGGAAGUUUCAUUUGGACAUUGGCCGUCAAGCCAGAGAUCUGAAGACUACUGCUUGGCAGAACGUGACCGAUGCGGUCAACAGUAUCAGCGAUGUGCAGAGGAGCGCAGUCGAAGUUAGGACCAAGUACAAGUACUUCAAGUAUGAUGUCACCAAAAAAGCUACGAAUGAGAAAAGGCACCAAGAAGAAACAGAUGGAUAUCUGUCAAAAAAGAUUUUUUACACCCCCGCUGAGAAGGCCCUGCGGAGUCUACUUGAGGUGCACUCACUGUUAGGGACCUCUGAGGGGCCUUUUCUUAAUGACGUGAUGGCACUGGUUGUGGAAGAGGAAUCACAUUCCCCAGAGCCAGGGAAACCACUAGAGUUGCCUUCUUGCUCUGUUCCUGCAGUAGGGCUCCCCGCCGAACCAGAACCAGAACCGCCGACAGUCACUACGGCAACAUCUACAUCACGGGCACCAACAACGAAUCAUCUGUUGUCAAGGCGACGAAGACCAAGGCGGACCUUUAAACAACACCAAAGGCAUCUUCCUAGCCAUCGGAGAACGAGGAAGGAAAUGCUUGUGGUGCAAAGACAAAUAAGAGAUUUGCUGCAGGAUAUGAACAACACCAUAGCCACUGGCUUCAGAGAUAUUGCAGCAGCUAUAAGAUCUGUGGCAGACAACAACAGUCAUGCAUAAGUCAGAGUUAGAGCCCUUGACUUGGUUUUGGUUUUGGGGGGUUAGUGUAUGGGAUCAAAAAUUAUAUUUUCUAAACAUAAUUUCGGGAGAAACCAUUAAAAAUUAUUAGCAUCUCAAUUACCACAUUUUCGCUCUCAUAUGUCCUUUUCUACAUUUCCUUUUCCUAUAUUUAAGCCCGUUAUCCUGUCCUGUAAUGCCUACGCCACAUGCCCACUGACACAAGCACCAUUCUCUACCUUAUCCAUAAGGUAUCUGAACACCUCAAUACAGGUGCUAUAGGCAUCCCAAGACCACUUCUAAGGAAUUUCUAAGCUCAAUUUCAGACAUUCUGAUGGACACUAGUGAAUCAUUUUGUUCCAGAUAUGAUGUAUGAUUCUCGAUCUCUUACUUUUGGCCUUACUUUUGUACUUGCAUAUGAUCCUUCCAUCCUAAGGACCACAAUGGAAACAAGCCUUUGGGCUUUGUCAUGUUUUUAUAUCCUUUUGAACACUUCUUGUUGAUGGUUCAAUAAAGUUUCAAUCAAAAAUCUUUUCUUUUUACAUCAUUUAAUUUUUUUGUGGAUUAAAUCAACAGUAUGUCCUUUUUGGUUUGAGUGAAACUUGGUUUAGAAAAAGGCUAUUGUACAUACUAAAAUGCAUUUAAAAAAAUUUUUUGUACUAAAUUGGUUUCACUUCCUUUGGAUACAUUGUAUUGUUUAUGUACAACACAACUUAUGUCAGGACUCAGGAAUCAAAGCAAGCAUAGACUAGGAAGAUACUGAGAAAACAAAUAAUGUUAGUACACAACAAAAUGAUACACAAUUUUGUUUACGAACUGUGAGAGUUGUUUCUCGGACGUCAUGUCACUGCAUACACUGUGAAAGAUCUUUUUAGAUGGAACACUGCCAUAUGUCUGAACUUGAAGCCAUCUCGGCUGUAGCUGUCCUCCGUCAGACAUAUUGGUCCUCCGUCAUACAUAUUGGUUUUCUGCCAAUACGCGAGUGACCUUCUGCCACACUAUCAGUGCCAGCCACCUAAUCAGUGAAAUGAGGGUCCAAUUUGUUUUCAGUCCACUUCAUAUGAACUACUCAUGUGUUUUACACUUUAGACUGAUCUCAGGUCAGGAGCUUAACUAUGGAUCAGAAUUAAAAAGGGAGUUUAUCCUUACACAAUCAAGAUGUUAUUUCUCUCAGUUCUCAAACUUUAUGCACAAGUUGACUUGACUUAGUUAUUUCUCUUUGUGCACUCUGUCUUUUUAUUAUUCUAUGUUGUAUUUUAUGUCUUUUAAAGAUUGUAUGUACUACUUUUAAAGCAUUUUUAAACGAUUGCCCUUUUAUGUACUAUUAUUUGCCUUUGUUUAUGUAAAGCACAUUGAAUUACUCCUGUGUACGACAUGUGCUAUAUAAAUAAACCUGUCUUGCCUUGC